AUUAAUACUGUUAAAUACGUAGAGUCAUUAGAUAAUGCCGGGGAUAGUUAUAAAAGAAUAGGCGGAUGCGUUCUGGUCAUCAUUACGUUGUGUAUUGUCGAAGGAGAACCAUGAAGUUCCUGCUGCUCACCGUAGCCUGCGCAGUGGCCGUCUCAGCCGUGCCCUAUGGCCCUAUCCCGGCCUACGGCGGCGGCAUGGGCAUGGGCAUGGGUAUGCCCAUAGGCGGCGGGCUGGGCAUGGGUGGUGUCGGCGGCGGCCAGUACGGCGGUGGUCAGCAGUUUGGUGGCGGCAGCUCUGGGUACGGAGGUGGUUCUUCGAUGGGAGGUAGACAGCAAGGAUUCCAGCAAGGUGGACAACAGAGCAGCUUCCAUCAGGUAACAUCAGCCCAGCAGUCAUCUGGUGGAGCCUCAGGUGGUUCCUCCGGCUUCGGAGCCCAGCAGGGCGGCGGUGGCUUUAACAGCUUUGGACAAGGGGCAUCCGGCUUCGGGGGAAGCGGCUUCGGCAAUUCGCUAGUCGGAAAGUAGAUGAUGAUGAUGGCUGAAUUUCCAAUGAAGAUUUUCUUCCAGAUUUCAAUGAUUUCGUUUAAGAAGAUUUGAAGAUAUUUGAUCGACUUGACUUACUUAAAGAAAUAAAUGCUAUCAAUAUUGGAGAACC
Messenger RNA from Cydia amplana, 654 nucleotides. RefSeq names its product ctenidin-1-like. The transcript has 3 exons. Lineage: Eukaryota; Metazoa; Arthropoda; Insecta; Lepidoptera; Tortricidae. Bases 66 to 524 code for a protein of 152 amino acids. The record is from RefSeq and is a predicted model, not a curated record.